AUGGGGGGCAGUUCUCUCAGCAGUUGCCCUGGCUCUGCCAACCGCUUCCAAAACGAGAUGGAGCGCCAAAAGGAAAACCCGGAGUGCCAGAACCCAACAAUGCAGAGAAUCAUAGCUACAAUCAGCAGAAGCUUUGCCGAAGUCACUAAGGAUAUGAGCGUCCUGCUUGCCAACAACCUUGCUAUUUUCGUAAUGGGUGAACUUAGGGAAAUGAGUUCAAGUGUCGCGGCGCAUAUUACCCUUUGUUCUGCCUACAAGUAUCUGCACUUCACUCAGCUGCAUCCUCGUGUCAAGCGCAUCAACUACCCGGCCUGGUUCUUCCUUGCCUCCUUGUCUUCGUACUGGGAUGUCGAGUUCCCCGCUGACAAGGUCAUGUACCCUUCCAACAAGAGCGAGGAAGAGCAGGAGCUCCUUUUCAUCGCGUCUUCCCUCGCCGACCGUGUUGAGCCCGAAGAUGAGGACCAAGAUGAGCCUGAAGACGAGGAGAGUGACACUGACGACCAUGUCACAAACGAGACCACUCCUAUCUCCGAACGCGAAAAGAUGGAGAAGAGACUCGCCAACGUAGAGGCCCAUUUCCUCUUCAUCCGCAGCCAGCAGAAGCUUCAGUCCGAACUGAUCGAAGAGGGCAUCAAGGCAGUCCGCGAGAUGGCCAAGUCUCUCAAAACGGAGACUGAGUUGAGCCAGGAAGAAGCGGAAGCCGAAAUCGCUUCUUAUGAACUGGUGCAUCGCGCCGUCAACUCCGAGGAUGGUGCUGUUGAGGAUGAAGUGGACUAA
This is a messenger RNA of Fusarium mangiferae, 777 nucleotides long. RefSeq lists its product as uncharacterized. The coding region runs from base 1 to 777 and encodes 258 amino acids. Lineage: Eukaryota; Fungi; Ascomycota; Sordariomycetes; Hypocreales; Nectriaceae. The transcript is spliced from 3 exons. The record is from RefSeq and is a predicted model, not a curated record.